This is a messenger RNA of Zingiber officinale, 357 nucleotides long. RefSeq names its product ribosomal protein S12, mitochondrial. Gene Ontology annotation, molecular function: structural constituent of ribosome. Gene Ontology annotation, biological process: translation. The record is from RefSeq and is a predicted model, not a curated record. Lineage: Eukaryota; Viridiplantae; Streptophyta; Magnoliopsida; Zingiberales; Zingiberaceae. Gene Ontology annotation, cellular component: small ribosomal subunit; ribosome.
AUGAGCCUAUGCCCUACAUGCAACCGAUUGAUUUGUCAUGGUAGAGAAGAAAAACGGCACACAGACCGUACUCGAGCUUCAGAUCAAUGUCAGAAGCAAGGAGUAUGCCUACGUGUUCUGACGAGAACACCGUAAGAACCAAAUUCAGCAAUAGACAACAGCUAUUUAUUUUCUCACAUUCAAGGUGAAGGCCAUAAUUUUCAGUAACAUCCUAUAGUCUUAGUCAGAGGAGGUAGAGUGAAAGAUUCGCCGAGUGUGAAAUCACAUCGUAUUUAAGGAGUGAAGGAUUUAUUGUGAAUUCCAGAUCGUAGAAGAGGCAGAUCAAAAUAUGGUGCAGAAGGACGCAAAUCGAAAUGA